This is a messenger RNA of Parnassius mnemosyne (clouded apollo), 2973 nucleotides long. Lineage: Eukaryota; Metazoa; Arthropoda; Insecta; Lepidoptera; Papilionidae. The record is from the annotation of a GenBank genome assembly.
AUGAGCAAUGACAAUAAUAAACGGCCCCCAGUCCCCGGCGGCCCCGCUAUUCCUGGCUACGGUGGCGACCAUGGUAACGGCGGGGCAGGGGGUGCUAAGAAUCUCCGGUGGAGGUUCGGUUGCCACCUACGACGACUCGACCUGGCAACAUACAACGCACGCACCCUGAGGACUGACGAGAAGAUUGUGGAGCUGGAAGAAGAGAUAGACAAGUUACGCUGGCAUAUUAUAGGAUUAUCCGAAGUCCGAAGAGAGGGGGAGGACACGGUAAUCCUCGAAUCCGGCAACUUGCUCUAUUACCGGGAGGGCGACCAUCUGUCCCAAGGAGGUGUCGGAUUUAUCGUCCACAAGUCUCUCGUUAACAACGUUGUAAAGAUUGAGAGUGUGUCGACGAGGGUUGCGUACCUUAUACUCAGAAUCACCAAACGGUAUUCGCUGAAGGUCAUACAGGUUUACGCACCAACCUCGGCACACCCCGAUCAGGAGGUGGAGGAAAUGUAUGAGGAUAUCUCUAGAGCCAUGCAUUCCUCCAAAACCCAAUAUACGGUGUUAAUGGGAGACUUCAAUGCAAAACUAGGCACAAGAGAGAACGGUGAGCUGAAAGUAGGGAAAUUUGGAAUAGGGCAACGGAACCCAAGGGGCCAGCAGCUGGCCGACUUCAUGGAGAAAGAGGGACUCUUUAUGAUGAACUCUUUCUUCCAGAAGCGGCCCCACAGGAAGUGGACCUGGUCGAGCCCCGACGGUUCGACAAAAAAUGAGAUUGACUUCAUUAUGACGACCAGACGACAACUGUUCAGUGAUGUCUCAGUGAUCGCGAGGGUGAAAACCGGCAGCGAUCACCGAAUGGUUAGAGGCACAAUGAACCUAAACGUUAAGUUGGAGAGGUCUCGUCUAAUAAAGUCAACGCUCCGUCCCCCUCGUGCUCUAAUCCAAAGUCCCGAAACCUUUCAGCUCGAGUUACAAAACCGUUUUCAGUGCCUAGAAGACUGCAAUGAAGUGGACGAUUUGAAUGACAAGCUCGUGGAAACUGUCCAUGCGGUCGGAGCUAAGUUCUGCAAGACCCGCCGCAGAAGAACACAAAAACUCUCCGAUCACACUCUUAAUCUCAUGGCUGUUAGACGGGAGAUGAAGCUACAUUCUUCAACAGAUUUAACAGCAUACAGGCAACUGAACAGACAGAUCUCCAAAUGCAUGCGGCGGGACUUACGCAAAUUCAAUACAGCUCGUAUUGAAGAAGCGAUCGAGCGGAACCGAGGCUCCAAAGUCUUUGCCAGAGAUCUGUCUGCCAGAAAGCGCCAACUGUCAAAGCUGAAGACAGAAUGUGGCAGCAUCGUUUCCGGGGCACCUGAGAUUUUGAGUGAGAUUGAGAGGUUCUAUGGGCAGCUGUACACGUCAUCGUUGGAGCCGCACGCAAGUGUGAGUAACGAUCCAAGAGCGAGUCUUAUCCGACAUUAUUCCGAUGAUAUCCCGGACGUCAGUCUGAGCGAGAUUAGAAUGACUCUCCAGCACCUUAAAAACGGCAAGGCCCCAGGCGAGGAUGGAAUUACAGCGGAGCUUCUGAAAGCGGGUGGAGAACCGGUACUUGAAGUCCUUCAGAAGCUCUUUAAUUCCGUCCUCCAUGGUGGCAUUACACCGGAGGCGUGGAGCAGAAGUACGGUGGUCUUGUUCUUCAAGAAAGGCGACAACGCUCUCUUGAAGAACUACAGACCGAUUUCCCUUCUGAGCCGCGUCUACGUGCUGUUUUCGAGAGUCAUUACGAAUCGUCUCGCGCGCAGACUUGACGACUUCCAGCCUCCCGAACAAGCCGGUUUCCGAAAGGGCUUUAGCACCAUAGACCACAUACAUACCCUUCGGCAAAUUGUACAGAAGUCCGAAGAGUACAAUUUGCCACUAUGUCUGGCGUAUGUGGACUAUGAAAAAGCCUUUGAUUCCGUCGAAAUUUGGGCGGUGCUGCAGUCCCUUCAGCGGUGCAAAGUUGACUGUCGGUAUAUCGAAGUGUUGAAGUGCUUGUACAGUAGGGCUACGAUGGCUAUUCGAGUACAGAACCAGAGUACGAAACCUAUCCAAUUGCAGAGAGGUGUAAGACAGGGUGACGUCAUAUCCCCGAAACUCUUCACCGCUGCAUUGGAAGACGUUUUCAAGCUUCUGGACUGGAAAGGAUACGGUAUCAACAUCAAUGGCGAGUACAUCACUCACCUUCGAUUUGCCGACGAUAUAGUCCUUAUGGCAGAAUCGCUGGAGGACCUAAGCACUAUGCUCAAUGACCUCAAUAGUGUUUCCCAACGGAUAGGUCUUAAGAUGAACAUGGACAAAACAAAGAUCAUGUUUAAUGUCCAUGUCACACCUAUGCCGGUAGUUGUUGGGAGCACUAAGCUCGAAGUUGUUGACGAGUAUGUUUACCUGGGACAAAUAGUCCGACUAGGUAAGUCCAACUUCGACCGAGAGGUCAAUCGACGGAUUCAACUCGGCUGGGCAGCGUUCGGGAAACUACGACACAUCUUCUCGUCAGACAUACCUCAAAACCUUAAAACGAAAUUGUACAAUCAGUGCGUGUUGCCAGUGAUGACUUACGGAACUGAGACGUGGUCCUUCACUGCUGGCCGUAUGAGGAAGCUCAAGGUCGCUCAGCGAGCUAUGGAGAGGGCUAUGCUCGGAGUUUCUCUGCGUGAUAAACUUAGGAAUGAGGAAAUCCGCAGUAGAACCAGAGUAACCGACAUAGCCCAACGGAUUAGUAAGCUGAAGUGGCAGUGGGCCGGCCAUAUAGCUCGAAGAACCGACAACCGAUGGGGAAGAAAGGUUCUCGAGUGGCAGCCUCGUACCGGUAGGCGAAGUGUAGGGCGUCCCCCCACGAGAUGGAGUGACGACCUGGUAAGACAUGCAGGAAGUCGAUGGAUGCAGGAGGCUCAGGACCGUGCUUUGUGGCAUUCUUUGGGGGAGGCCUAUGUUCAGCAGUGGACUUGUGAAGGGCUGUAA